CCUGCGCCGCAAACCAUGCUGGGAAAUAACGAGCACUUUUAUCCCGGUCAGGAUGACAAAGAUGGGGAGGAUGAGGAGGAGGAGGAGGAGCAGGGCAGAGAAACCCGCAAAGGGGAAGGUGGACGUGGCAUCGAGAACGGAGGGUUAGACGGUCUGGUGGAGAAGGAGAUGACGGGAGGAAGACAAUCCUGGGAAGGCAAAGUUGGCGACGUUGCCAAACCGGCAGCCAUUGUGGUGGGUAGGCAGAGAGCAGACCGGCCCGCCAGGUCGGGCAACCGUGGGGUCACUUACACAUCCGAUCGAGCCGCCCUACAUCAUCCAACGGCCAAUAAAACGCAGCAUCACGGCACGGUGGCCAAUCAGCAUCACGCGGGCUCUAAUGCAGCGUACAAGAGAAGAGCUCAUAUGGAGCGCAGCAUGACCACCAUGGCGCCGAUGGAGGACACCUUCCUCACCAUGAUGGUGUUCCGCAUUGGGAUUCCUGACAUCAAACAAACAAGGUGUGUCCAGUUUGACCAGGACUGCAUAGUGUGGAACGCUAAGCAGCAGAUCAUCUGCUCCCUCAGCGAGACCUUGUGGGACGUCUACAACUAUGGCCUCUUCCAGCCGGCGGGAGAAGGCCGGGACGCCAAAUUCUUGGAAGAGGAGAGGACCUUGAGGGAAUACUCGCAUUCCUUUGAGAAUGGGGUGCCUUACCUGGAGUUUAGAUACAAAACCAGAGUGUAUAAGCAGACAAAUCUGGAUGAAAAGGCCCUUUCCAAGCUCUGUACCAAGGCCAGUCUGAAGAAGUUCAUGGAUUACGUUCAGACUGUAGCGCUGGAGAAAAUGCUCAAAGUCCUGGAUAAAGGCCUCGAUCCAAAUUUUCACGACCCGGAAAGUGGAGAGACCCCACUGACUGUGGCCGCGCAGACGGGCGUGCCGGUGGAGGGCAUCAGGGCUCUGGUUCAGGGCGGAGCUCAUUUGGACUUCAGAAGCAGAGAUGGCCUGACUGCAGUGCACAAAGCAGUCAGGGUUCACAAUCAUACCGGGCUGCUGGCUCUCUUGUCAUUGGGAAGCUCGUCAAACUACAAAGACCGAAGUGGCCUGACCCCGCUGUACCACACCGUCCUGACAGGGGGCGACACCUCCUGCUGCGAGACUCUGCUUUAUUACCGGGCCAAGUUGGGGACGAGAGAUGAGAAUGGCUGGGAUGAGUCUCAUCAGCACAGGGAUGAAGAGGAGUUUGGAAUGGAAGAAAUACAUAAGGCUUGCCAGAACGGUUUUGCCCAACACUUGGAGCAUCUGCUGUUUUAUGGGGCAGACGCCUCCUCUCAGAAUGCUUCAGGGAAUACCCCACUUCACAUUUCUGCCCUGUACAACAAAGAAAGCUGUGUCCGUGUUCUUUUGUACAGGGGAGCAAAUAGGGAGGCAAAGAACAAACAUGGUCAGACUCCUUUUCAGCUGUCCGUAAUGUCUGGUCAUUUCGAACUUGGGGAAAUCAUCAAAAACCACAAAGAUUCAGAUAUAGUACCUUUUUUGGAGUCACCAAAAUAUGUCCCCAAGCGAAAAGAAAGUUCCCAUACGCUGCCUCUCCCCUCAUUGCAGUCCUACCCCUUACUGCGCGCUAACAGCGACAACACCAUGACCCACUCUGAUCCUGUGGUUAUUCCCAACAAGGCCGCAACCACUCCCAACCCAGCUCAGGGCCACCGCAGGGCCUCCAUUGGCUUGCGAAGCUCCAGCAGCCCCAGAAAUCGCACCCGUUCACCAUCACGAGGACGAGGAGGCCAGAGCGACACCGAGGAGCGGCACCGGCAGCCACGAGGCAGGCAGGGGGUGACCCCUGCAGGCAGCGGGGGAGGUCAAAUGAAGCGAAUGUACAGCGCAGUGCCAGGGCGAGUAUACGUGGCCACUCGGGCGCACUCUGCUAGUGGAGAGAGACAGCUGUCACUCAACAAAGGGGACAAAGUUAAAGUGUUAAGCGUCGGCGAGGGAGGAUACUGGGAAGGAACGGCGAAAGGUCGCACUGGGUGGUUCCCCUCGGACUGUGUGGAGGAAGUGGCACCUGUCAACAAGGACAAUCGAGCAGAGACACGCAGCGUGAAAGCCAAGCGGAAGCUUUUCCGUAACGUCACAGUCGGCGCCUACGACGGCACCGAUGGUCCCAGUGACUACAUCAUUAAGGAGAAGACAGCACUCCUGCAGAAGAAAGACAAUGAGGGAUUUGGCUUUGUACUUAGGGGAGCCAAAGCUCAGACUCCCAUAGAGGAAUUCACUCCGACGCCAGCGUUCCCAGCGCUGCAGUACCUGGAAUCUGUCGAUGAGGGGGGCGUGGCGUGGAGGGCCGGCCUAAGGAUGGGGGAUUUCCUCAUCGAGGUGAAUGGCCAGAAUGUGGUCAAGGUAGGACACCGGCAAGUGGUCAACAUGAUCCGACAGGGUGGCAACAGUCUCAUGGUGAAAGUUGUCAUGGUUGCUCGAAACCCCGAGCUGGAGGAUACUGCUCGAAAGAAAGCCCCGCAGCAGACCAAAAGGCUGACUCCUCCCGCCAUUGCCCUGCGCUCCAAGUCGAUGACAUCAGAGCUGGAAGACAUGGUGGACAAAGCUGCCUCGCCAUGGAAAAAGAAAGCAGACUACGAUUCCUCUCAGGGUCCUGAUAAGAAGAGGACAGUCUAUCAGAUGGCACUGAAUAAACUUGAUGAAAUCUUGGCUGCUGCCCAGCACACGAUUACAUCAGACAACCAAGGCCAAAGAGGUCACGGAGGCAAGAGGGACCGGAGCAAGAGUAUUGUUCCUAAUGUCUCCAAUGAGCCAACGUACGAGCUGCAAUCAACAGUAAAUACCAGACCUGGUUUUACCUACAACCAAGCCCACUUUCAACCAGCCCAACAUGCAGUCAUGAUGCGUCAAAAAUCCAUUGGUAUAACUGAGGAGGAGAGGCAGUACCUUCAUCCACCGGCUAUGAAGUUGGCUCGUAGCCUGUCAGUGCCAGGACCGGAAGAAAUCCCCCCACCACCGAAUACAUCAGCACCUGAGCCACCAUUAUCCGCAGGCCCUCAUCCUGGGAGAGGGCCUGCAAUGCCCAUACCCCCAGUAUUUCAAGACCACUUCCAGCUCCAGUCCCAGCCAAGCCAUCCUAAUCAAUCAGGGUGGGAAAGAGGAGGCGGGGUGAACCAGCAGAUUAUGGUCUCCACUCUCCGCAGACAAUCGGAAGGACUGUGCGCCAGGGAGCAAGAGGCACCCAGGCGAGGCGGUGGCAAGAUGGGAGGGUUAAGAAGGGGCUACAGCAGCGCUACACCACCAACAAGCGCUAAACCUAAAACCCAACAAAAUGUGCCACAUCAUUCGCAUGUAGCCACUCGGGAGCAAAGUGGAGGGACCGGCAGGGGGGCAGCCCGGAGGGGAGGUCGGGGCGCCCUGACUAAACAGUCUAAAGUUGACGAUGGACUGCGACAACAUCGUGGGAAAGGUGGCGCAGCCAAAGAGAAGACCUCCAUCCCUAUCCCAACCAUCAUCGUCAAAGCGCCCUCCACCAGCAGCAGUGGUCGAAGCAGCCAGGGUAGCAGCAUGGAGGCGGAAGUCCCACACGAUGCAGAGGACCACAACUCUGCUCAGCCAUCUCUGGAAAGCCUCGACUCCACUCUACCUUCACCCCUCACCUCAACGCCACCCCAGCCCCCGACAUCCACCUCCGUGCCCCAAUCGACUGCCGCUCCUCUGGUUUCUAUGAAGCAAAAUAUGGAGAACGUAGACUACUCUUCGACUUUUGGUAUGACUUUUGGAGGUGGAGGGGCACGCAGGGAGAGGGAACGUUUCCGUGACAUGAGAAGAAAGAGUGCUUCUUUCUUCCUCUCAUCUGAAGAGGACAUCCAGGAAGAGGUGGGAGGGGGAGGAGGGGAGGGAGGGGAAGCACUAAAUGCAAGGAUUCAGCCAUUACAGAGCUCACAGAUGGAAGUACCAAGUCCUCGACUGCGGCCCUCCAAGUCCAUAGAUGAGGGCAUGUUUUCUGGAGACAAUUACGUCCACUAUUCUAGCAGCAUGCCUCCAGCCUUUGGCCUGCCUGAGUAUUCUUCUCCUUCUCUCAGCCAAGAUGGUCAACCCAAGUCGGCGCCGUCAGUGUAUGGCUUCCAGCCAGCUACUACUUUUAUCCACCCACUCACAGGGAAGAUUCUAGAUCCCUCGUCUCCACUUGGACUCGCACUCGCCGCAAGGGAGAGAGCCCUCAAGGAUGACCGCAGGACUCGACGAGAGGAGAGACACUUUGGUCGGCAGCUGUCCACAGUGGGAGCGUUUUCCACCCCCACCCAGACCCCAACACCCUCUCUUUUUGCGACCCCAACACAAUCUACGUACACGUCACCGGUUUCCCUUCACCUGACCUCCCCCACCACCACCACCUCGCCCGCAUCUCAGAGUCGGCCUCAGUCACCAAGGAUCUUACGCAUGGGAGGCGGAGGGGAGAAGAUGGAGCGAGACAAGGAUGUAGGACAUAGAGAAGGUCUGAGAGUUCGUUUCUCAGAGGACAGAAACAGCCAAUAUUCAAGCCAGUAUAACCCACAAAACCCCUCGGAGAGACAAAAGGAGGCCCAUGACAGUAGACCUGUUCCCCCCGUACAGCCUCCACCACCCCCGGCUCAGCCCGCCCCUCGCAGGCCUUCCUUUCUGCAGAUGGAAAGCACUCCUAACACCAGCUACAUCCCCCAGUACACCGUCCCUACAGCACCUGAUGCGAUGGGAGAGGCAAAAGCAGAAAACCUGGGAAUGAUGGUUCUGCCUCCACCGGCUCCCUCAAUAGAUGUAGAUGAAGAGUUUGUCUUUGCAGACCCUUUGCCCCCUCCGUUACAGUUUGCCAAUGGCAAGAAUGAAAGAGUGAAGGACUACCACCAGCACUACCAACAUGCCAGUCAACGAUGUGCUGCUCCACUGCCGCCUCCCCUACCAUCUCCUAAGACCCAGAGCAUUCCUCAAACCUCUUCACAGGGUGGUGACUCUGCUGCCUCUAGCCUUACCUCCUACGACAGCGAGGUGGCUACCCUGACACAGUCCUCUCUUUCGCCAUCUUUACCAUCCCCUGCUCUCCCUGCCACCAACCUACACAGACCUCAACCGAUAUCCCAUUCGCAGUCGUAUUACACCAACGACCCAUUGGUGGGGCGUGACGCCACAUCUCACGACAGAGGCACAGCCGCCCUCACCACGACCAUGACGUAUGCCACCACUACUAUGACAGCUAGUGCGGCCGCCACAACCACCAUAACCUCUACAGCUUCAGACUACAGCACGACUGUGGGAGGACCUCAAGCCGGCUUCAGCACAGGAGGCAGAGCUGCUAACCACAUUCACCACCCCGCUCAUGUACCCAAGAGUGGAGAAUGGCAAGAUUCAGUGGUAGAUUCUGGGAUUGAGGAGCUGGAUAGUCACAGCAGCAGUGACCAUCAUAUUGAAAUGUUGGGAUUGACUGGUCCGAGAGGAGAGAGGAGUGGCAUCGGAGAAGAUGGAGCUUGCAGUGAAGGGCGAAAAGCUGGUGCACCUCAGGAUCCUUCUUCAUCUUACAGCGGUGGGCAAAUGUUUGAGGUACAGAACAUCAAAUUAGCAAACCCUGCUUUUCCAAAGAUGACUCAUUACAAGGAGGGAGCGGGGAGGGUCCUGCCUGUUGCACUACGAAGGCAAAACAGCACCAACCCUGCGCCUUUGCAACUGCACAGACAAAACAUCCCAGACAAUAUCAGGAUAGAUGUAGCCCUACCUGAUGAAAGGAGACUUGUGCAGAAUAGACCCAUAAUGGAGGACGACUUCAGCGCUACAUUGGCCGCCUGCUUAGACAGGCCCAUUGAUACUCGGUCGGCAGGCUGGGGGGAGGUCGGUGAGCACGAGCAGCUCCAGAGAGCCGGCGUGGCUUUGGAUGCACGCAGGCUUCACUCGCCUCUCUCAGGUGUGAAGGCCAGCAUCAUCAAUGAGCUGAGUUCCAAGCUUCACCACAUGAGUAGCAUGAGGAGCAUGGACGACUGGAGCCACACCCCAAAAUCACCCACCAUACACAGGUUUUCCGCAGAUUUCUCCGACGCAUUUCACAGCCCCCCUACUGGCCGCUCCACUUCACCCUUGCCCACUUCCUCCCCUCAGCACCAUCAAGUACCCCAUCCCAAUCUGUCGGCCAAGCCCUCCGUAUCCCCUUCCCCGCAGGUACCGGGACAACGCAACUGGACCCGUUCCCCCUCGCCGCAGAUGCCACCCUCCCCGGUCCACUCGCACCCUCCCCACUCGCCGACCUACUGCCCGUACCCGACGUCGCCGAAGCAUCGCUCCAAGAUGCGGCGGCAGACUUUCGACUUCCAGUGCAGUCCCACUCAGGAGAUGCGAUCCUCCGUUUCCCGACGCCGCGCACCCAGCCCUCUUAUCUAUAACACCGAACAGCCCAACCCCACCCCACCGCGACCAUCCUCCCUGCCCAUUCUUCCCAGUACGCCAGUCUACAGUAACCCCUUUGAAUUCCCAGGACCCCUCACCCCUCCUUCUCCCGGCAUCCCUCUAGGAGACACCUACACGGCCUCAACACCGCCGGUUUUCUCCCCGUCUGGUGCGCCGAGUCCGAACCCAUUGCUCGUCUCCCGCUCUCUGUCCCCCACCCAUUAUCUCUCUGGAGCCUCCUCCCCGUUGCAUUUGCCCCCGAGCCCAUCCUGCCACAACUACCCCCACCUUACCCCUCCUCCGCCGGCCAAACCCUUCGCUCUCAAGCCGCUGCCCUACUGGACCAAGUACGAUGUGGCCGACUGGUUGGCUUACCUGAACCUGGGCGAACACAUAGAGCGGUUCAUCGAUAAUGAAAUAGAUGGAUCUCAUUUACCCUCGCUCACCAAGGACGACUUCUUGGACCUGGGGGUAACUCGCGUGGGGCAUCGAAUGAACAUCGAGAGGGCGCUGAAGAAACUCACUGAUAGGUGAGGGAAGACUGUCAAGCAGCAGGGUCAUAGAUCAAAAAGGAAGGGGAAUAUCAUUCCAGAAAACCUGGAUCCCUACUUUUCUUUAACAUCUGAUUACAAUUCGGUUUUUUAAGUCAUCUUCCCUCAAUCCUUCGCCCCUUACGAAUGACCGCUUUUGUUUCCCUUCUACGUUGAUUUGCCCUCCUUCUCUCUCCAGGCCUUUGCAUGUCACUACUACCCCCAGAGACACAGAUUGUAGAUUGAGAAUUGGGGAGAUUGAAAGAUGACAAAAAAUGUGAGAGAAACACAUGACUUGGCAGAGGAACAUUAACAGAAGAUGUGGAAGAGGAGAACAGCGGACUUCAGCACUCCUUAUCAGGCUGGUUAAGUUGGCAUCUGAUUUGCAUAUUAGCGCGGUGGUUCAAACCACAGUGGCGAAAUGAAAUAUACAGUGAAACCCCGUUUAUUGCAAGGGACACGUUCCAGACCCGACCGCGAUUUCAAGAGACUGUAUACAUAACUUUUAUAACUAUCAAUAACAGUUUCAUCCCUUCUAUGCGCUUAAAACACUUUUUAAAGUAUUCCUUUGCACCUGUUCUCACUCUCUCACAGUGAAGAAAUGGGAUUUGUUUCCCAGUUGAAGUUUACGGCAAAACUGACAAAACAAAAGAGAUUUACAGAUUGUGCAUCUUAACACCAAAAUUUUCAACCAAACCACAUCAUUUCAUCAACGAAGGUCCGCUGGCUUAAUGCUGACAUACAAUGCGAAAGGCCAAAGACGACUCACGAAAUUAGCAUUAAUUUCACGGUGAUUAUAACCCUUAAAACAACUGCUACUUUAACACACAGGCAGCAGUAACGCAUACAAACAGAGCAUACAGUAAUACUCACAAGCAUACAGUGGAACCUGUUUCCGUAAUAACUCCGUUCCAGAAUCGUACGAAAACCGCAGGAAAUAAAGGAAAUCCAAUUCAGUCACUCCAGACCCUGUAAAAAUAUUAACAAUUUUGUUUUACUCGAGAAUAAUUAUAGUUUUAACGACAUAAAUCAGCGUGAAAUGAAUAUAAAUGACUAAUGAAGUGGAUAAUAGAACAUUUAGCAUCACUUUUACCUUUAGCGAAGACUCUUGAUGGCGUACGAAAAAGGCAGCAAGGAGGGAAGGGAGGGGGCCAUUUUUUGUACUCUGUUGUUUCUUGAAUUCUACAGUGUUUCUCGCCUACUUUUCUGUCGUAUUGUGUAAAAACACUUCCACAAUGCAACAAUGCAAAAUUUGUUCACAAUAUAUAUAAAUAUAUAUAUAUAUCUGCGUGUGUAUAUCUAUAGAUAGCUAGAUAUACACACACAUGUAUAUAUGUGUGUGUGUGUGUAUAUAUAUGUAGCUAUAGAUAUAGAUAGAUAGAUAGACAUGCAUAUCAAUAUAUACACACAUAAAUAUAUAUAUGUAUAUAUACUAAAUUUGAAAUUGCCAUAAAAAUGGUCACUUAAGAACGGCCGAUGUAGCGUGAAUGGUGAACUGCGAUAUACUGGGGAUUCACUGUAUAUCACAAAAAGAAAAACUUUAUUAACAGGCAGUGGAACACACACACACACACACUCAUGCGCAAGGACAGACGGAUUGUCACACCAUCUGCUCCCAACGCUGAGUAAACACCAGUCUGACUUUAUAAAAAUGCUUAAAGGGUAAACUCCACUAAAAUCUUGCCAGAAACACAAGGACCUCAUUGUGACAUCACUUUGUUGCAUUACGUGGCCAAUGUCAGAUGACGACAAGAGGAGGAUUUUUUUUGUAGCUGAUGAAGAAAGUCGUUAGAAUAAUAGUAUUUGUUUUGAUCUUUUUGCCAUGUUCCCCCCAAAAAUCCAAUAAUAAGCUUUGUAUGUGUGUUACUUGCAAGCACUAAAUAUAUAUGACAUGUUAAACAGGAUUCACUAUUAGCCAUUAUUAGGUUUGUAUUAGGAGCAAACUCAUUUCAAAUCACUCAAAGUAGUCAUGCCGGGACGAUGCGCUUGUGGAAGACGCUUUCAUUUAUUUAGUAGCAAAGGAGUGUUAGGGCCACGCCGUAAUGUAACGAGAAUAAAGUCGGAAAAAAAGUCGGAACGUUAACAAGAAACACGUCAGACUUUUUAACGAGUGAAUGUGAGAAUUCCCACACUAAUGUGAACGCAACAGUCGGAGCGCGGCAGCCGCUGUCUGCCAUAUAGUUAGUGUUUAGUGGGUAAUGUGACGCCAUACAUUUAUUUACGUUCAUAAUAGUAUGAUUUUCCCUGUCAUAUUUUUAA
Messenger RNA from Phycodurus eques (leafy seadragon), 9173 nucleotides. Its product is annotated as SH3 and multiple ankyrin repeat domains protein 1-like. The record is from RefSeq and is a predicted model, not a curated record. Gene Ontology annotation, cellular component: postsynaptic membrane; postsynaptic density; dendritic spine. Lineage: Eukaryota; Metazoa; Chordata; Actinopteri; Syngnathiformes; Syngnathidae. Gene Ontology annotation, molecular function: synaptic receptor adaptor activity; ionotropic glutamate receptor binding. The transcript has 26 exons. Bases 16 to 6918 code for a protein of 2300 amino acids.